Naegleria lovaniensis is the source of this 2403-nucleotide messenger RNA. RefSeq lists its product as uncharacterized. Gene Ontology annotation, molecular function: kinase activity. Gene Ontology annotation, biological process: inositol phosphate biosynthetic process. Gene Ontology annotation, cellular component: cytoplasm; nucleus. The transcript is spliced from 2 exons. Bases 1 to 2403 code for a protein of 800 amino acids. The record is from RefSeq and is a predicted model, not a curated record. Lineage: Eukaryota; Heterolobosea; Eutetramitea; Acrasida; Naegleriidae.
AUGGAAGAAGAUUUUAAGGGCUCUAUCAAAAAAUCAGAAUACGAUAUUAAUACAGAAGAAGAAUCCGAUAAUGAAGAAGAGUACGAUACAGAAGAAGAAUAUUUCAAUGGCUAUACCAAAGAAGAAUACGAUAAAAUGUUUGAAUCGGGUUAUGAUUUACCAUCAUGGGAGAACAUAGUGCAACUAAUAACGUCUCUGGCCAGCACUACGACUAGUAACAAUAAUAAUAAUAAUACUCAUAAUACUCAUAAUAAUAACAACGAAAGCUCUUCCUUCCUGUCAUACAAUCCUUCAUCUUCUCAUGAAAUGUAUUCCAACAAUAACAACAACACUACUCGAUUGACUCUUCCUCAUUGUCAAAAUGAACAAGUACCACUCGCAUCGUCCUCCUCUUCUUCCUUGUUGUCAUCCUCUCCUUCUUCUUCUCAACAUCGUCCUCAACAACAUCAUUUCGAAAACAAAUUAAUUUCAAUGAAUCAUCAAAUUGAAACAUUAUCUUCUUCAUCGUUUCAUGAUGAUUCUUUAUCGACCAAUGGUUCGAACCAUUCUCAUGAAGAAGAAUUAUCAGAAGAAGCAACGACCAUGAUUACAGUCACGACUUCGAGUCGAAGAAAUACCACCACGUCUCCACUCACUCCUUCUUCCUUGUGUACAACUCCAAGUAGUUCGAGAUGUAACACUCCACAUAUCAACCAAAAUUCAUCCAUUCCUCCUCUUCUCGGUAAUGAUGAAAAUUGUGAAGACAUGGUUCCAUCUGGAAUUGUGACAAAUAUGGAGGCAUUGACCAACUGUAUUCAAAACCCAGAAGAAAACGAAGAGGAUACAAUAUAUCAACCAAAUUUAAUCAUUAAUUCACAACUUUCACUUUCAUCGAUGCGUGUUGUGAGGAAUCGAGAAGAAAUUUUGUCACCUUGUGUAGGAAGAAAAUUUCACAACUUGUCCACCAAUGUCAAUCAACACGAUGAAGAAGAACAAGUGGAUUUAAUUGGAGUCAGAGUCAACAACAAGAAGGAGAGUGUGGAUGUGAAAAAACGAGCAAGUGAUGUGGAUCAGGUUCAUGUGAGUGGUGUGACAACAAAUCUAAUGACAACGUCGAUAUCUGCUGCUGCUGCUGCUGUGGAGGAAGAAUACAAAGACAACGACAAGACAUGUUCUGUUGUAGAUACUUCUUAUUGCAACCAUAAUGCAUCCAUUCCAACCACAACCACAACAUCAUCAUUGUUAUCAAAUCUUGUACAAAAAAGAGUAUCGAUUUGUGAAGCUCCAAGCAAAGAGGAUUUGCCAUCAGAAUCAUCGAAUUGGAGACGUGAAUCCAUGAGUGAAAGGAGAGAUGCUGUUUUCAAAAAUGAUUUGGAGAAUGAAAAACCUUCACCAUCAUCAUCAUCAACAACAUUGGAAGCCACGUCGAGCAAUGGAAAACCAUUUAAAUUCUUACAAAAGAGACCAUCCUUUAUUAAUCCUCAACUUGUGAAUAUUCUAUUUGCGUCUCUGUUGUCACUUCAAGAUUUGAAACCAUCGGAGAAUCAAGUCGCUGGUCAUGGACAAAAAGAUGGUGAAGAACAUUUAGUGGUUCGCCAUUUGAGAGACAAAAUUUACAAACCUAUUAAUACCAAGUCGAAACGAGCGUUUGAUGAAGUGAAAUUUUAUGAAACUCAAGCUCCAAAAAUUCCACUAUUGGAACCCUAUUUACCGAAAUACUAUGGAGUGCAGACAGUUCAAGAAAAUGAUCAACAAUUUCUUGUUUUGGAAGAUUUAACAGCUCCAUUUAUUAAUCCAAGUUUAUUGGAUAUUAGAAUGGGAAGAAGAGUCUAUGGCGAUGAUGCAAGUCCAGAGAAAAUCAAAAUGUUCGAUGAAAAGUACAUCUAUCAAAAAGAACUAGGUUUUAGUUUUAGUGGAAUGAAAGUUUACAAUACCACUCCUAAUUUUGCAAGUACCAAUACAAAUCCUGACAUUACACAAAAGGAUGGUAAAUACAAAGUGUACAAUAGAUAUUGGGGAAGAAACUGCAAACCUGGUGAGGAAUCUGUCAAAGCAUUGGAAGACUUUUUCUUUGAUACGACCUAUGACAAUGCUGAACAAGUUGGACUCAAAUCCAUCACGAGCAUGCUCAACCAAUUGAAACAUUUAGAGCAACUCUUCAACACACACCAACUCAUUUAUCGGAUUUAUUCAAGUUCUCUUUUUUUGGUGUUCGACGACCAUGAGGCCAUUGUUAGAAUGAUUGAUUUUGCACACGUUCACGAGAAUAAGGAACCUUGUGUGGACGAGAACUAUGUGUACGGUCUCAGCAUGUUGAUUUAUUAUUUUGAGCAAGUGCUAAAGAGACGUUCGCCGACCAAUGGAGGUUGCACUAAAAUUGAAUCCACAACUCAUGGAAAUCAAAAUAUGUCGACGUCGGAUUGA